GCCCGGCCGCGGCCGUCAUGGAGGCAGAGGCCGACGUGCUGUCCGCGCGACCGGCCCUGGAGACCGAGGGGCUGCGUUUCCUGCACGUCACGGGUGAGUCGCCGCGGGCCGCUGCCCAGCGCGCCGCCAUGAUCGUGGGCUCCUUAUUGGCGAGCUAUGGCUGGUACAUCCUCUUCAGCGGCAUCCUCCUCUACGUGGUCUUCCAGAAGCUCUCCGCCCGCCUCGGGGCCUGGAGGCAGCGGCAGCAGGAGCGCGCCCAGGCCGCCCUAGAGCCUGAUGUGGUCGUGAAACGACAGGAGGCUUUAGCAGCUGCUCGUUUGAAAAUGCAGGAAGAGCUAAACGCGCAAGUGGAAAAACAUAAGGAAAAACUAAGACAGCUGGAAGAAGAGAAGAGGAGACAGAAGAUUGAGAUGUGGGACAGCAUGCAAGAAGGCAAGAGUUACCAAGGCCGAGCGAGGAGGCCCCAGCCGGAAGAAGAUGGUCCUGGACCCUCUACAUCGUCUGCCAUUCCAAAACGGAAGUCUGACCGAAAGCCUCUGCGGGGCGGGGGUAAGCGCCCGGUUAUAACCCUCUGACUGGUGAAGGAGGCGGAACCUGCUCCUGGAGACCUGGACGCAGGGGUGGCCCAUCAUCCGGUGGAUGAGGCUAAGAAUCUUGCUAGUGUCACUUUGGACAUUAGCAAAGAGAGUCUUUAACCCUCCAUUCAAUUGCCUUAUACACACUUUUCACAGUGACUGGCCAAGGGGAGGUGGGAAUUCUCUCUGUUCUUCAUCCUACCUGUGUCUCGAAGGGCUUCGGUCAUAGGGCAUGGGCAUUAGCACUAGGCUUUGUCACACUCCACUCAGAGAUGGUGGUUACACUCCUGGAUCAGGGUUAGCUCUGGCUGGUAGGUUAAGCUCUCCAGCCGCAGAGCAGUGUUGAUGAAGGAAGCCUAGUAAUGAUCCGUUACAGUACAGGUCCUGGCCGGUAGGAGUCGCUGUGGCAGGGUGUGUGGAAUGAUGUCUUCCUUAUAAAUGGUGAGCCCACCAGUGAGGAUUACUGAUGCAGACAGUUGAUGGGGUUUAUUUCUGUAUAUUUAUUUUUGUGUAUAGAACUUUGUUUAAAAAAAACUAUAAAUAUUUAAAAAAAAAGUGAAUAAAACAUUUCUAGCAGCCUUGUUAAUUCUGUUUGUAGACCUAAAUCUGUCAAAGAUUAAAUAGCUUUUUCUUUCUCAGUC
This is a messenger RNA of Ochotona curzoniae (black-lipped pika), 1216 nucleotides long. It is a transcript of the gene SELENOS, whose product is annotated as selenoprotein S. The transcript has 6 exons. Gene Ontology annotation, biological process: retrograde protein transport, ER to cytosol; endoplasmic reticulum unfolded protein response. Gene Ontology annotation, cellular component: endoplasmic reticulum membrane; Derlin-1-VIMP complex; Derlin-1 retrotranslocation complex. The coding region runs from base 18 to 575 and encodes 185 amino acids. Lineage: Eukaryota; Metazoa; Chordata; Mammalia; Lagomorpha; Ochotonidae. The record is from RefSeq and is a predicted model, not a curated record.